Molecule: messenger RNA, 364 nt
Organism: Cuscuta epithymum
Lineage: Eukaryota; Viridiplantae; Streptophyta; Magnoliopsida; Solanales; Convolvulaceae
Source: the annotation of a GenBank genome assembly
UGACGACUCAGAUCAGGAAUCAGACACCUCGAAAACUGGUGCUGGUGAGAAUGCAGACAUCUAUACCCCAAUGCAGGUCGUCUUUCCUGUGGGUGAUAAUCCUCAGAUGGUUCCAAAGAAGUGUCCCCUUCCAGCUACUGCUGCCGCAUCUUCGUCUAGCUCUCGUUUGGUUCCCUCUGCUCAUGAACUGCUUGCUCUGGCCUCUAGGAAGAAAAGAGUCUCUCCUCGACUAGCUUCCACUCCCCAGAAGUUUCCCAAGUUAGCUGUUGCUGCUGAAACCAAACCAAACGUACCGCGCCCUCACGAGGUCAAAGCAGUUCUGACCUCCAAGCCAUUGGAUGUAAAGGUGUCACUUUCCCCUGAC